AUGAUUAGUGAGGAGCAAGAGUUUGGUGACGCGGUGUACACAUCUCAAUGUGCAGUGUCGACGCAUUGCGAAAACCUCAAGUUAGAUGUUGCACCAAUAAUAGGCAGGUCAAUAUUGGAUGAUACCAGAUCUCUUACGGAAACUACGUGUCACACAUGUUGCCAUGGAGAUCUGUGCAACGCAAAUUGCAGUGCAAGUACACAGUAUCGUUUGAAAAAAGAUUGCAAGGAUCUACGCAACACCAACCAGGCCAGUGGGGUGUACGCAAUACAGUUAGAAGGAAGCCAGGAGAUAAUAGACGUUUACUGCGAUAUGACAACGGAUGGCGGGGGAUGGACGGUUUUUCAGAGGCGUGUCAACGGAUCAGUGGAUUUCUUCCAAAACUUUUCUUCCUAUGAAAAUGGCUUCGGAAACGUCCACGGAGAAUUCUGGAUGGGUUUAAAGUACAUACAUUGGUUGACCUCAACUGCACAAUCUGAACUGCGUAUCGACUUGAUGGCGGCUGACAGAUCUACGGCGUAUGAGGUGUUUCCUAACUUCCGGUUGUCAGCAUCACCCAACUACACGCUGCAUGUCGACAAAGGGCAUGGGACAGCGGGGGACAGUAGAGGAUUCUCGUUUAGCAAUGGCCGUGUGUUCUCCACCUUGGACCAUGAGAAAAGUGUAGACUGCAGUAGGUACCUAUAUGAAGCAGGAUGGUGGUAUAGUACCUGUGCCUGGGCUUAUCUGAAUGGCAAAUAUUUCUUACCUGGAACCAUUUUCCAAGGAGGAGAAAUCAAAGGCGUUUUCUAUCACGAAUUUAAAGAAUAUGAAAUGCUCAAAGAGACAAAAAUGAUGUUUAGAAGGAUUUGA
Molecule: messenger RNA, 852 nt
Organism: Dreissena polymorpha
Lineage: Eukaryota; Metazoa; Mollusca; Bivalvia; Myida; Dreissenidae
Product: microfibril-associated glycoprotein 4-like
Exons: 6
Coding region: 1-852 (283 amino acids)
Source: RefSeq, a predicted model, not a curated record